UGACUUGUUUUUUGUCAUUUACCAACACAGCUGGAACUAUUUUUGUUAUUUCCACGAAUAUUUUGCAUUUUGGCUAAAAUUCACUAUCAUUGGCCAUAAUCUGACACAAAACGAUGGAACUGCUGCCACUUAUAGCCCUGCUCAGUCUCAUCAACACGAUCCUGCCAGAUUUCAUACGCAACUACGCGAAGGUGUCGCGUUUUUGGAAGACCAGCAAAGCGCACACACGGCAGUGGCAAUCCGAGAUAGAUGCUGCCCGCGAGGAGCUGGACAAUGUGCGCAAUGCCGAGCAUGCGGGGGAGUACGCCAAGGCCAUAAAAAUUAUGCGAGCAGAGCGGAAAGUCGCCGAUGCAGAGACCAAACUGAAGUCGGCCAAGAACAUGGACGCCUUUAAGGAGAUGGGCAUCGAUACGGUGGCAUAUUACGUGUCCAAAGUACUGUUGGCCCUGAUCCUGAUCGUUGUCAGCAUCCUGAAUCGCAGCACACCGGUGAUAGUCAUCGACCUGGGCAUCAGCCUGGCGCCCUUCACCGGCCUACUGAGUUUUCCCACUGGAGUGUACAAUGCCGUUUCUGUGCCCGUCUGGGCGUUCUCCUGCAAUGUCACCUUUCGCUUGAUCUACGAUAUGAUAAUGAAGCGCGAUGCGUGAGUGGAGUGGAUGCCGUGGAACCAAAACUAUGCGUUUAAAUGCAAUUGAUAUAUAGAUAUAGCUCUUAGAUGGCGCUCGAUACAUUAAAUUUUUAUGUUAUGCUUGGCAAACGCUUCGUUAAGGCCACGAUUUUAACCUUAUAACUCUGUAAUAAAAAUAUUUUCACAUA
This is a messenger RNA of Drosophila obscura, 816 nucleotides long. Its product is annotated as guided entry of tail-anchored proteins factor 1. The transcript is spliced from 2 exons. Gene Ontology annotation, biological process: tail-anchored membrane protein insertion into ER membrane. Bases 114 to 647 code for a protein of 177 amino acids. The record is from RefSeq and is a predicted model, not a curated record. NCBI's taxonomy places the organism in Eukaryota, Metazoa, Arthropoda, Insecta, Diptera, Drosophilidae.